Manis javanica (Malayan pangolin) is the source of this 1157-nucleotide messenger RNA. The record is from RefSeq and is a predicted model, not a curated record. NCBI's taxonomy places the organism in Eukaryota, Metazoa, Chordata, Mammalia, Pholidota, Manidae.
AUGGAGGUUUCUCAAACAACUAAAACACUUCUCCUUCUCUGCUCUUCAGUGAUAUGGAGGAAGCACCAAGAAUGCACCUCAUUUACCCACACACAGCAUGAAGAGUUGGAGGCUCUGUUUAGCCAUACCAUGUUUCCAGAUAAAAAUCUCCAGAAGGAACUUUCUUUGAAACUCAACCUACCUGAGUCAUCAUACCAUGUUUGGUUCCAGGACCAGUGAUUCAAGAGGAGGAAGCAGCAGAAACAGUCACUGAAGCAAUGAGACCAGAUCCUUCUGGCCAAGAACAUGCCCUCCUUGUGCACAGCAUAAGCCAAUCCUCCUCUUAUUCCUAUUGUUUCAGAUUUCUAUAGCUCCAUUCCAUCUCAGUCCUCAGGCCCUUCCAAUUUGGCAUGGGAUGCUAUCAUCUCUGAGGGUCCCACAAGUGAUGUCCAAAUGCAAGAUCCUCAGUUGGACAAGCUAAUGGCCUCAGCUCCUGCUUUGUUCUCUGAUGCCUAUGACAUAAUUGUAUGUCAAAUCAUACAACUGUACUGUCUUCAUGAUGAGGAUGAGAUAUCCAGGUCUUCUUUCCACUGUCUAUAUCAAUAUUUUUCACCCACAAGGUCCCAGCCAGAAGAACAGAGCUCCUCUCCUAACAUCUUUCCUAGUCCAGCUGUAGGUCUAUCUCCUGGGCAAGUCUGGUCCAGUAGGACAAGCUGGAGCAUUUCAUCCUACCAUCUAAGAGACAUCCUGGAAUUCCAGAACCCCUCCAGUACAGUAGACUUUGUAUUUCUCUGAUCCAAGUAUUCAUAAAUACAAGAUCAUAUAGAAAAAAACCUUCAUGCCUCUUGCACGUUCCUCUUUCCUUUGUUUGCUUCCUAACCUGAAUGUCACUUAUUUCCAUGGAAGUGUUGUAAAAGCUAAAGUUUUCAAAGUAUAGCUCAGUACUACACAGUUGGUCCCAUAACUCUCCCUGAGGAGAGGCCUUCCUAGUCCCUUCAAUGUCCAGUAAACUUCCAAAAUCCCCUUUUCCCAAAAUUACCUUUGUCUUUUAAAAAGAGGACCAGCAGCCUUUAGGGGUCAUCCACUUUUAAUAGUAAUAGGUUACAAACUCACAUUUUAUUUCCAAAGCUUAUGUAUGGGGUUUUCUAAAGAAUAUUUUCAGUCAAAAUUUAGGGAGA